GGAACUGUUCCCUUGAGGGGCAGAUGCUGGGCAGAAUGAAGGAACACACGGAGGCAGGCUCUGAACCGGUGCUGGGGGACCAGAGAGUCCUAAUCGACAAUCCUGCUGACAUCUUGGUCAUCGCUGCUUAUUUCCUGCUGGUCAUUGGUGUUGGCUUAUGGUCUAUGUGUAGAACCAACAGAGGCACCGUUGGUGGCUACUUCCUGGCAGGACGAAGCAUGAUCUGGUGGCCGGUUGGAGCCUCCCUCUUUGCCAGCAACAUCGGCAGCGGCCACUUUGUCGGCCUCGCAGGGACUGGUGCUGCAAGCGGCCUGGCUGUGGCUGGGUUUGAGUGGAAUGCGCUGUUCGUGGUGCUGCUACUCGGCUGGCUCUUCGCCCCGGUGUACCUGACCGCCGGUGUCAUCACCAUGCCACAGUACCUGCGCAAACGCUUUGGCGGUCGUCGCAUCCGCCUCUACCUGUCUGUGCUCUCGCUUUUCCUGUACAUCUUCACCAAGAUCUCGGUGGACAUGUUCUCCGGGGCCGUAUUCAUUCAGCAGGCUCUGGGCUGGAACAUCUAUGCCUCUGUUAUUGCGCUCCUGAUCAUCACCAUGAUUUACACAGUAACAGGAGGACUGGCAGCAUUGAUGUACACGGAUACCGUGCAGACCUUCGUCAUUCUCGGGGGUGCCCUCAUCCUCAUGGGUUACGCUUUCCACGAGGUGGGCGGGUAUUCGGGUCUCUUUGACAAGUACCUGGGAGCAAUGACUUCACUGACGGUGUCAGAGGAUCCAGCUGUGGGCAACAUCUCCAGCUCCUGCUAUCGACCUCGGCCUGACUCCUAUCACCUGCUCCGGGACCCUGUGACAGGGGACCUGCCAUGGCCUGCACUGCUUGUGGGGCUCACCAUUGUCUCUGGCUGGUACUGGUGCAGUGACCAGGUCAUAGUGCAGCGCUGCCUGGCUGGAAAGAACCUGACCCACAUCAAGGCGGGCUGCAUCUUGUGCGGUUACCUGAAGCUGAUGCCCAUGUUCCUCAUGGUCAUGCCAGGCAUGAUCAGCCGAAUCCUCUAUCCGGAUGAAGUGGCCUGCGUGGUGCCCGAGGUGUGCAAGCGGGUAUGUGGCACAGAGGUGGGCUGCUCCAACAUCGCCUACCCGCGCCUUGUGGUGAAACUAAUGCCCAAUGGUCUGCGUGGACUCAUGCUAGCGGUUAUGCUGGCCGCACUCAUGUCCUCGCUAGCCUCCAUCUUUAAUAGCAGCAGCACGCUUUUCACCAUGGACAUCUACACCCGUCUGCGGCCUCGUGCAGGUGAUGGGGAGCUGCUACUAGUUGGACGGCUGUGGGUGGUAUUCAUCGUGGCAGUAUCGGUGGCCUGGCUGCCCAUAGUGCAGGCUGCACAGGGCGGGCAGCUUUUCGACUACAUCCAGUCGGUCUCCAGCUACCUGGCACCCCCCGUGUCUGCCGUCUUCGUGCUUGCACUUUUUGUGCCUCGAGUUAACGAGAAGGGUGCUUUCUGGGGACUGAUCGGGGGCCUGCUGAUGGGACUGGCACGCCUCAUUCCCGAGUUCUCCAUCGGCACAGGCAGCUGCGUGCGGCCCUCGGCGUGUCCAGCGCUCCUCUGUAGAGUGCACUAUCUCUACUUCGCCAUUGUGCUCUUCGUCUGCUCCGGCCUCCUCACCCUGGCGGUUUCCCUGUGCACUGCACCCAUCCCACGCAAGCAUCUCCACCGCCUGGUUUUCAGUCUCCGGCAUAGCAAGGAGGAACGGGAGGACCUGGACGCUGAUGACCUGGAAGCUCCAACCUCUCCCCCUGUGCAGAACGGGCAGCCAGAGCACGCAGUGCAGAUGGAGGAGCCUCGGUCCCCAGCCCCAGGCCCGUUCCGCCGGUGCCUGCUGUGGUUCUGUGGCAUGGGCAGGGGACAGGCAGGCAGCCUUCCACCCUCGACUGAGGAAAUGGUGACUGCAACAGCCAGGCAGCUGGACGACAUCAGCGAGGACCCACGCUGGGCUCGCGUGGUCAACCUCAAUGCCCUGCUCAUGAUGGCAGUGGCCAUGUUCCUCUGGGGCUUUUAUGCAUGAAGUCAAAUGUGUUGGAUGCCACAAGCCACAAUGGAGCAGGGUUCAGCCUCACAGUCAGUAGGGGUGGGGAGCCUGCAGUGGUCCCCAGGAAAGGAGAAUGGGCCAGCGGGGGAAGGCCCUGGUUUUCCUUCUCUCUGCUUCAUCUCUGCCGGGGGCCCAGUGCACCUGACUGACAGUCAUUUCCUAGAAGGCCUUGGCCAACCUGAAUUUGUCUGCGGCCAUUCUCCUAAGCAAAAAUAAAGUUGCUCUUCCUGUGUC
Messenger RNA from Cavia porcellus (domestic guinea pig), 2315 nucleotides. It is a transcript of the gene Slc5a2, whose product is annotated as solute carrier family 5 member 2. The transcript has 14 exons. The record is from RefSeq and is a predicted model, not a curated record. Gene Ontology annotation, cellular component: plasma membrane. Bases 24 to 2057 code for a protein of 677 amino acids. Gene Ontology annotation, molecular function: D-glucose:sodium symporter activity. Gene Ontology annotation, biological process: transmembrane transport; sodium ion transport. Lineage: Eukaryota; Metazoa; Chordata; Mammalia; Rodentia; Caviidae.